AUGCCAACUCUAGCAUCCGUGUUUCUUCCUCUCGUUCCAUAUUUAUAUUUUGCUUUUAUUUUCUUACAGAUUUCCUUUCAAUUUUCCUUCAAGUCUUCUUUUCUUGUUUAUUUUCUCAUUCUCACCUUAUCGGUCUCAACAAAAACAGCAAUUGACAAGGUCACUUUCUUACCCGACAAAUACCCAAUCGAAUCCACCCCCACAAGUAUAGCGGAAGCCAACUCUUUGCUGCUCAAUCCUAUCUUUCGGUCCGUUCUCAUAUUUAAAUAUGGCGUCGUAAUUAACGUAUAUACGAGUUUAUUAUUCACUGCUUUCCAAGUUCGACACUCAGCUUUCAUGUCAAAAACACAUUUUCCCUCGUCCGUUGGUCACGUCUGCCGGCUGUUUUGUGCGCAGCAGACAAAAGGCGAGGCUUCCGUUUGUUUAUGGCGAUUUCUUUCUCUCCUAACGACGAAGGCAUCUGCCAUUUCCUUACGGUUCUCUCGUGCGCUAUCACAUCAUGCGUAUUUUCCAUUCUCCAUUUAUAUCACUUCCUUCAUUUCGCUGCUUCAUCAUCAAACUUUGUCUCAUAAUGCAUUCCGAUCUCUAAAUCGCCUCUUCAAUGUGAUGUCAAUCUAUUCUUCUCUCUCAUUGUCUUUGUUCCUCCAUUUCACCUCUUUAUCUUUCUUUUUCACCGGCUUUCUUUCUUUCUUUCUUUCUUUCUUUCUUUCUUUCUUUCUUUCUUUCUUCUCUAUUAUCUAG
This is a messenger RNA of Acanthosepion pharaonis, 741 nucleotides long. Lineage: Eukaryota; Metazoa; Mollusca; Cephalopoda; Sepiida; Sepiidae. The record is from the annotation of a GenBank genome assembly.